This is a messenger RNA of Capsella rubella, 3207 nucleotides long. RefSeq names its product E3 ubiquitin-protein ligase HOS1. Gene Ontology annotation, biological process: protein ubiquitination. The transcript is spliced from 10 exons. The record is from RefSeq and is a predicted model, not a curated record. Bases 137 to 2941 code for a protein of 934 amino acids. Gene Ontology annotation, molecular function: ubiquitin-protein transferase activity. Lineage: Eukaryota; Viridiplantae; Streptophyta; Magnoliopsida; Brassicales; Brassicaceae.
UCUUCCCUCCCGAGAAAAGCUUAACGGAGCCCUAGACUGGUUUUAUCACUCGCCAGCAACACUUGCUCUUUUCACCAACCACGCUUUCUCUUUUAUCUCCGUUUUUUUUUUUGUAUCUGUUUCUUCUCCGGAGAAGAUGGAUACGAUACAAAUCAAUGGUUCUGCCUCCGCCGCGAGAUCGAUACCUCUUCUUAAGCAGCCUAAUUACAGUAGCAAGCCUGUUCAGGAGGCGUUGAAACAUUUGGCAUCUAUCAACCUCAGAGAAUUGUGUAAUGAGGCAAAGAUUGAGCGAUGCCGUGCAACAAGAGACUUGGCAAGCUGUGGACGAUUUGUGAACUAUGUGUUGAACCCAUGUGGGCAUGCCUCCUUGUGCACAGAGUGUUGUCAGAGGUGUGAUGUUUGUCCAAUCUGUAGACAUCCACUACCAAAAUCUGGAGAUAAGCUCCGGCUUCGUCUCUAUUAUGAAUGUGUUGAAGCUGGUCUAAUUUCCCGAACCAAUGAAGAGGCAUCAGAGGAUUCAGAUGAGGAUGAACAUCAACUGGCAGCUGAUGUUCUUCGCCUUUAUUCUCUCUUUGAUGUUGCCAUGAACAACAAUCUAAUAUCGAUGAUUUGCCAUUAUAUCACCAAUGUUUGUAUGGAUGAGACAGCUGUAUCUAGUGACCCAGUCAUUGCUUUCUUGUUGGAUGAAGUUGUUGUCAAAGAUUGGGUCAAGCGUACAUUCCGGAGCAUCUUAGCUGAGCUUCAAGAAAUCUAUACUCUCGAAACAAAAGAGAUGCAAGCGUGGUUGGAUAGACUACUGAAGUGUUCGAAACAGGUGGCUGGUAUAUGUAGCGUGCUUGAAGUUUUGGAGUCGGCUUUUAAGGGUUCCGUUUCAACUCAGCUUCAUGAUGUGCAGAAGCUUAGGGAGAACAUUGGUAAAACAAAGCAGCAUCUGGACAUAAUGGUUUGGUGCAUAAGACACGGAUUUUUGGAGGAUGUGAGGUCUCGAUAUUCUAAUUUCACAUCGUGGAAUGCCCUUGUACUUGCAAGAAAGUCAAAUGCAAUUAAGCGUGCAUGGCCUGAUGCUGUAGACCAGUCUUCAGAUUGCAAUGUACAGGGUGCUUCCCUCUUUAUUGAGGAUGCUUUAGAAAAUCUUGAGAGAGAGCCAGAGUACGGUCAAGAAAUAGGGGCAGAACUAGAAGUAGGAUGUUUACAGAAGGAUAAAAGAUCAUUUCUCAGGUCCAAAAUAGAGGGAACCUCAGGGUCUUAUCCAUUUGAGAAUCUUAGAACUGCUGCUGACAUACUCUUUUUACAUGGUGGUUCAGAUCUAGUUGUUGCGAAGCAAGCAAUUUUUCUUUACUACCUGUUUGAUCGGCAUUGGACUACUCCUGAAAAAUAUUGGAAGCACAUUAUAGAUGAUUUUGCUGCUACCUUUGGCAUAACCAGGCAUUCAUUGCUGGAGUCUUUUGUAUUUUAUCUUCUCGAUGAUCACUCUGAAGACGCACUCCAGGAAGCUUGUAAGAUUCUUCCUGAAAUCUGUGGUCCAGAAACCUAUCCCAAGGUUGCGCAAGUCCUGUUAGAAAGGGAAACCCCUGAAACAGCUCUUAUGGUCUUGCGUUGGUCUGGUCGUGACAGUGUAUCAGAACUGGUCUCAAUUGGUGAAGCUGUUACAGCUGUUCGUGUGAGAGUGGAAUGUGGUCUUCUGAGUGAAGCAUUCACAUACCAGCGGACACUCUGCUUGAAAGUAAAGGAAAAUAAAUUGAAAAAUGGAGCUGUGCAUGCGUCCAAUGAUCCAGACAGCUGGAGUUGGGCGGAAUGGAUGGAGAUACUAGUCAACGAAUUCUGCUGUCUUUCUAUAAGGAGAAACUUGGUUGAUCGAAUCAUUGAGUUACCAUGGAACCCAGAUGAGGAGAAAUAUUUGCACAGAUGCUUAUUAGAUUCUGCAACUGAUGACCCGUCAGCAGCUGUGGGUAGUCUUUUGGUUGUCUUUUAUCUUCAGCGCUACCGUUACAUCCAGGCAUACCAAGUCGAUCUCAGGCUCCAGAAAAUUGAGGAGGGUUUUGUAUCUGACAAUAGAAUUGGCGAAGAAGUUAUGUCCAGAGUGCGAUCACAGAGUCGUUGGAGAAAAGAGUUAGUUGAUAGAUCCAUAGAUAUACUUCCAGUAAUUCAGCAGCAGCAAGUUAGAUCUGGACAAUUUUCUGAGAUGGAAGAUACCUCUGAAAGUCCUUCUGAAGGAGCAAAAAACUCUAAUCUUCCGAAUGCACCUGAGAUGAUUUCUUCUUCGGUUCCCAUUUCUAAUAAUUCUGUAUUUCUCCAACGGGCUAACAAUGCCAGCACUAGAGAACCAGUGGCUAAUAACGGGAGUCCAUUUCAAUCCAGUCAUUUGAUAGGAAACGCUUCCCUUGAUACCCCCCAUGGAAGGUUAUUUACAAGCGCAAAUAGGGGACAAAAGAGUGAAGUUAAAAGCAUAACCAAGACUCUGAAAUUUGGUGAAGUGUCAACUCCGUUCAAAGAUCUGAACAGAGCUCGUGGGAACAGCCACCUUAAAGGAAAAAGAACUGAAGAGCCCUCUCCAGAGACAGAUGUUGAUAGAUUCAUGGAGAAUAAUAUGAGCUCUCCUUAUCUCCGCCGAGUCACAGCUAAUAAUCCUGUAACAGUGAAACCUAGCAACAACCAUCUCAAUGGAUCUGCACAGAAACCGGAAUCAACCUUUUUUGGCACAAGGAUGCAACCAGAUAGAGAUAACUUUGUUGAUUUGGAUGAUCCAAUGGACAUGUCUUCAAGCUUCAAAGACAACAAAAAUGUGAUGGCCUCGGAGAGCAGAAAAAACAGUGGCGGAUUGAGGUGGCGGUCAGAUGAAACAAGUGAGGAAGAUGAACCGGACUUGGGCAUGGAACAAAUGACUAAUUUCGGUUCCAUGCCGGUUAAGGGAAGGAGGAGACGUAGAUUCGCGGCAAGAUGAAAUGAUACAAUCACUCAAAAAGAUCAUUAUCAGUUGUGUUAAGCAUCAUAGAGCGAGAGAGAGAGGGCAAGUUGUGUAAAGAGGGAGAGAUGGGUACAGUGAGCUUUUGUUCUCCUGAUUAUUUUUUUGUGCCGGGGAAAAGAUAUGAUUUUUGGAAUUUUGUGUUUCACUGUAUUUCUUCUUUAGUUUACCUUUUCUAGACAUUUAUCUCGGAUAUCAUUUUCAAUGAGCAGAAAUUAAUCACUACAUUUAAAAUUCGUUCAAAA